Hibiscus syriacus is the source of this 2614-nucleotide messenger RNA. Its product is annotated as glucosamine inositolphosphorylceramide transferase 1-like. The record is from RefSeq and is a predicted model, not a curated record. Gene Ontology annotation, cellular component: membrane. Gene Ontology annotation, molecular function: glycosyltransferase activity. Bases 116 to 2506 code for a protein of 796 amino acids. NCBI's taxonomy places the organism in Eukaryota, Viridiplantae, Streptophyta, Magnoliopsida, Malvales, Malvaceae. The transcript is spliced from 6 exons.
UAUACUUAUAAUAUUAAGAAAUAAAACCUAUAAAAAGAAAAAAAGAAAGGGAGAGCAAAAUGGUGAUGAUUUUUCCUUAGAGAAAAAAAUACAAAUAAAAACAACGGUGGUUUAUAUGGUGGUUGCUGGAGGCGGUGAGAACGGCGGUAGUGGAGGAAGCUGCUGCAUGAAGUGGUGGCAGCAUAACCGUAAUCACAAUAAUCACGUCCUCCACCACCAUCACCACCACCACCACAAUCAUAGUAGCAAUGGUAGUGGGAAUGGUAACAGUAGAGGCCAUGGACGAGGUGGAAGUCGAGGUGGUGCGGCGGGGUUCGUCUUUUGUUUGUUUUGUUUUGUAAUACAUGGGUUGAUCGCUGUUUUAUAUGGGUGGCUGAUUUUAACGCCGCCGUCUAGUUUAAACCAACGAAAGGGUUUGCCUUGGCUUGGUUGUCAAGAAGAUAAUGAAGGGUCUUGGGCUAUUGGUGUUUUCAUCGGUCAAUCCCCUUUCUCUCUCAAACCCAUUGAAACUGCUGAGAUAUGGAUAAAUGAGAGUGCAGCAUGGCCAGUGGCUAACCCAGUUAUAACCUGUGCUUCAGCUUCUGAUUCUGGUUUCGCUAGUAAUUUUGUUGCUGAUCCUUUUCUUUAUGUUCAGGGAGAUACCUUUUAUCUAUUUUAUGAAACAAAGAACUCAUACACCAUGCAGGGGGACAUUGGGGUGGCAAAAAGUAUAGACAAGGGAGCAACAUGGCAACAACUGGGCAUAGCCUUGGAUGAGGAAUGGCACCUCUCAUUCCCAUAUGUCUUUAGCUAUCUUGGCCAAGUAUACAUGAUGCCCGAAAGCAGUGAGAAGGGAGAAGUUCGCCUGUAUCGAGUAACCAAUUUUCCCUUAGAGUGGGAACUGGAUAGGAUUAUCAUGAAGAAGCCUCUUGUUGAUUCAUUUAUUAUCGAUCAUGAUGGAGAGUACUGGCUUUUCGGAUCAGAACACCGCUAUUUCGGAGCAGCAAACGGACAGUUGGAUAUUUGGUAUAGCAGUUCACCCCUUGGUCCCUGGGAACCACACAAGAAGAACCCUAUUUAUAAUACUUACAGUAGUUUUGGGGCUCGUAAUGGGGGACGACCAUUUAGGUAUAAUGGAAAUCUUUAUCGGAUUGGUCAGGACUGCGGCGAAACAUAUGGACGACGUGUGCGGAUAUUCAAGGUUGAAGUUCUUUCUAGGGUUGAUUACAAGGAAGUUGAAGUUUCAUUUCCCUUUGAGGAGUCCAGCAAGGGUCGGAAUGCCUGGAAUGGUGCCCGGUACCAUCAUCUUGAUGUGCAGCAGCUAAGGUCUGGUGAAUGGGUUGGGGUUAUGGAUGGGGACCGAGUACCUUCAGGAGACUUGGUCCAUCGUCUUUUUCUUGGCUGUGCUUCAGUUGCAGCAGUUACAGGCCUCAUUCUGUUAUUAGGUGUCCUAAUCGGAGCAGUGAACUGCAUUGCCCCCCUUAACUGGUGUUCAGAUUACUCAGGAAAGAGAAGCGAUACUCUUAUUGCUUGGGAGAGAGCAAAUGAUUUUUCUUCGAAAGUGAGGUGGGUUUUCAGCCGCUUAAAUCGAACACCUUCGUAUCUGCGAAGCUGGAUAAAACCAAACACCUGUACUGGAAAAUUAGUUUUGGCUCUGGUGUUUGUUUUAGGAGUUGUGCUUUCUUGCAUAGGUGUUACGCUUAUUUACGGAGGCAAUGGUGCUGAAGAACCAUACUCAUGGAAGGGUCAGUUUUCGCAGUUUACAUUGUUAACAAUGACUUACGAUUCUCGUCUCUGGAAUUUGAAAAUGUUUGUGAAGCAUUAUUCGAGGUGUGCUUCGGUAAAAGAAAUUGUUGUCGUCUGGAACAAAGGGAUACCCCCUAAGUUGAGUGAUCUUGACUCAGCAGUGCCUGUUCGGAUCAGAGUCGAGGAUCAGAACUCCCUCAAUAACCGAUUCAAGAUUGAUCCAUUAAUCAAGACUCGUGCGGUGCUUGAGCUUGAUGAUGAUAUAAUGAUGCCCUGUGAUGAUAUAGAGCGUGGAUUUAUGUUGUGGCGCCAACAUCCUGAUAGGAUUGUAGGAUUCUACCCUCGGUUUGUAGACGGGAGCCAAUUGAAAUAUAGAGGUGAGAAAUACGCCAGAAAAAAUAAAGGGUAUAAUAUGAUUCUUACAGGGGCUGCUUUCAUCGAUACUCAAGUAGCCUUCGAACGGUAUUGGAGCAAGCAAGCCAAGGCAGGGAGAGAAGUGGUCGACAUGAAAUUUAACUGCGAGGACGUGCUAAUGAACUUCUUGUAUGCGAAUGCAAGCUCGUCUAAAACUGUUGAAUACGUGAGACCUGCUUGGGCAAUAGAUACAUCAAAACUUUCCAGUGCAGCAAUCAGCAGAGACACAAAUACACAUUACAAAAUAAGAAGCGAAUGCCUUAGGAAGUUUACUGAUAUGUACGGUAGUAUGAGUGGUCGGCGGUGGGAAUUCGGGUCCCGGAAGGAUCAUUGGGGUUCCAACUUGUUCAUCGGUUCUGUUACCUGACGGCUAAAAUUCGCGUCUCCUCUCAAUGCGAGUUGUCGAUAUUAGGUUGCACAUUGAUAUGUUCAUGUUUUCUUGUUACAUAGAAAAGGUUUUAGAAUGCUGAAUACA